Mesorhabditis belari is the source of this 534-nucleotide messenger RNA. Lineage: Eukaryota; Metazoa; Nematoda; Chromadorea; Rhabditida; Rhabditidae. The record is from the annotation of a GenBank genome assembly.
AUGCAGACGAACAGUAUCGGCAAGAUCUUCUCUCCUCGAAAUAUCAAACGAUAUCUUGUUGGUGGCGGUUUGUUGUAUUGUGUGGCAAAUACAAUAGGGACGCAUAUUGGAGAAUUCGUCAUAUGUUCUGGACCUUCAAUGUAUCCAACGAUACACGAUGGUGACUUGGUGAUAGCUGAACGGCUUUCGGUCAGUCUCUUUAACGGUCAAACUUUGAAACGGGGAGACAUCGUUGGAUCUUUGAGCCCGUACGAUCAUACACAACUUUUAUGUAAGAGAAUGGUUGCCAAGGAACGUGACUUUCUAAACGAGCAAUUGUUACCGUCACGCCGAGUUCCAUUGGGCCAUGUUUGGCUGGAAGGUGACAACACUCAUGCAUCGACUGACUCACGGCAUUUCGGGCCAGUGCCUCAGGGAUUAGUACAAAUUCGACUAGUACUUCGUAUUUGGCCGUUGAAUCGAAUUGGUUGGUUGAGCACGCAUUGGUUUUGGGAUGAAACAAGUGACGCUGAAGCACAACCUAAACGGAUGCGA